AAAAUGCAAUGCAUGUUAACCAUUUUGUAUUAGGCUACAUUGCAGUGCAAAUCUUUAUAAAUGUUAUUUUAAAGUAGGCACGUGUCUUAGAUGCUACUCUUGGGUCUUUUCAUAGACUUGCAAAAGGGCCAAUCCAAAGACUGACUGAGCAGCAGUAUGAUUUAUACACUGGCAUCAAUCAAAUUAUUGUAAUGUGUAUGUUGUCCACAGUCCCAUUUCACUCAAAGUAUAUUUUUCUAGUUCUUAAAAAUGGACUGUGACUCUGUGACCCUUCGCUGUUGUGAUUUGGGUUGAGCAGUCUGAGAGCCACUGCUUUAAACUAACAAGCUCUCAGGACAGCUAUGAGUAAGAUCAUAAGUCAACAAUGGGACAAGACUGAGUUGACUCAACCGAAGUUUCCUUGUGGCUGUUAUAUUUUCUUGUCUUAAAGAAGGUGAUUACAAUAGAGGAGUGGCUGGAUUUGGUGGCAUGUCUCAGAGUAAGAAUGUUGCUCAUCUGGUAGAAGACACAGAACUGAUAAGGCCAGCAGACAAGUGAAAGAUGCUAAAGGACGUGUUUGCGUGUUUUUGAAGGGCUAAUAUGUCAGUCAAUUUUUCAAGACCUCCGUGGAAGGAUCACUUCUGAGAUUAUCAGCACUUUACUUUUUUCUUGAACGGACUCUCUCAAAGAAACAUGGCUGUUUGGGUCAUCUUACCAAUUGUUCUGUGUGCCGUCUCAUUCAUCGGGUGUUGGACAGUAUACGGACUUGCAUUAAGUUAUAACCAUGUCUGCUCACUUACCAACUGGGAAUACAGAAACUCAUGUCACCCAAAUGAAACAGGGAUUUGCUGCACCAUGGAUAAUGUCCCCACCGUAAGCACAAGUGGAUCAAACUUUCCAGAAAACUCCCUUUUCACAGCAACAAUCAAUGCUGGUUCUUUUUUGUUUCUGAUUUUCUGUGUUUUUCAUCAUGCGCACAUCCUGGACAGGAACAGUGUUCAUUCUCUUCUCAGUAAGAUUGCAAUGAUUUUAGGCUGUGUGGUGUCUGUGAGCGCAUUCAUGGCAGGAAACUGCAAUCCAGCAGAGCUGAUGUUACUGCAUUACCUGGGUGCUGCUGUGAGCUUUGUGUUUGUGUGUCUGUACAUGACCAUCCUGACCUCCCUCACUAGUAAAUGUAUGCUGACGGGAUGUGAAAAUGUUCUCUAUCCACUACGCAUCAUCUCCUCAUUCAUCCAGAUUUCUGUCACCAUUCUCUAUGGCAUCUUCUUCAUCCAGGAGGAUUACUUCUACAAACACAUCUCUGCUGUGUUUGAAUGGUUUCUGUGUGUCAAUCUGGAGCUCUAUGAACUCAGCUACUUUGUGGAGUUCUACUUUUUCUCCUCAUCAAUGCUUUCAGUGCUUUUAGCAAAGAAAGAAGAAGAGAAAACACUCAUUAUGUCUUAAUGUAUAAAAUCCAUCCAGACUCUAUGGUAUUCAUAGUUUUCCUGUUAUGGAUUCAUAAUAUAAGACAUUUUAAAUGCAACUUCAUUCAAACAGAAGAUCUACUCAGGAGACAUUUGGAAAAUUGUAAAGGGAUUGCACAUACUUUUCAAGUUGCAAUAUAAUGCACACACUUCCUCUUGAGAAUGCAAGCACUGAAAUUUACUUUGGAGCAGGAUACACAACAGGCACUUUUUACUACUAGUUUCUUCCUAAGCAUCUUUACUUUACAAAAUUCUGUAUCAUAUAACUACAAGAAUACCUUGCAAAUGCAAUAUUUGACUUUCUGUGAGCAAGAGUAACUUGGUUGGUGCAUGUUGCUCAAAAGAUUGUUAAGUUUACCUCACACUCUUAAUCGAAUCAAGUGAUAAUGAUAAUGUGGAAAUCAAUAAAGUGUCACAAGGUGACAAGGUAAGGAUAACCCAUUUGUAGUCACAGGUUUCUCUCAAAUUCAAUUAUUUUUGCAUUAUACCUUAUUAAUAUGUCAGAACUUCAAUUCAGAGACUCUAUGGUCAAAUUAGGAGGACCAUAGCUAAGUGGUCCAGCCACAAAGAGCCGGUGUAUUUAGCCUCUGUAUCAUAGUUGCUAUUUAGUUUUAUAUAGAAGUACUCAGCAUUAUGAGUUUUCGAUGUUAAGAUGCACUUAUGACAAUUAAGUUUACAUGAAUUUGACUGUUGAAAUGUAGUUGUGUUUAAUGUUGUAAUGCUGCUUAAAAUAAUCUAGAGAUAAACCUCCUGUUGACAAAUACCUAUAAUAUUAAGAUUCCCUGAAAUCUGAAUGGUUUAACAGAAUAAUGGCCAGCUGGAUCUUACCAAACACACAUACACACACACACACACACACACAGGUAUUAAUGCCAGGAGUAAUGUACAAUAAUUAAAUGUAAGUACUAACGUUUGAAACACCUGUUCUGUGUAAUUCUGACACACCCAUUGUGUUUAACUAAGAAAACCACUCUUGUAAGUAAUUCACUUGGGCGGGUGAAGCUCCAACUCUUAUCGUUGUUUUUCUGUUAAUGCUGUUAAACUGGUCAGGUUUAAUGGGGUAAUCAUCUAAAACGUAGUUCCCUUAUUGCCGUUUUUAUUAUUAAAUAAUGCAGUCUGUAAACUACUGGCCAUGUAGACUCAACAUUUUCACAACCAAAUAUGACAUUAACUUACAAUCUGCUUUAUGGUAACUUCCAGAGCAGGGAGAGGAGAUGCAGCACAGCUCAACAUUCAAAGUCAAGGUGGAGGAGUGAAUUUGUUUAGAAAGGUUAUGUACACAUACUGCUGCAGCUGAGGACUUUGCUCCUGUAGUAAAGAAUGAAGUAGAGUUCUGAAAGCAAUGAGUCCUAAAACCUGUUCACAUUUUUGCACUGUUGAGCCAAAGUCUAUGUGUGUGGUAAACACAAGCUCAAGGUAUUUUGACUUUAUAUUUUACAACAUAAAACAUAUCAGGAAAACUCAUGUGAUUUAAUUUUUUGUAGGGGGUUGCUAAAACGGGGCUAAAUAAGACAAAAAAAGGGGUUGUUUCUUCACUCUGAACAAGAAAAAUUAUCCACUCAUUAGUUGGCUUUAACAUUCGUUGCAUUUACAUUUAUGAUUUAUGACAUUUACUUUUUUUAUUAGAGAGAGAGAGCUUAGUGAUGGCCAUGUUAAUGUUGUGCAACCUUUUUACUCAUGGUGACUGUAUCUAGGCUUUAGAAUCUAUAGAAGCUGUGUUCAUUUGUGAAGAUUACCUUGAUAAUCAAAAUGUAUUUUUAUUAAAUAAAUUAACUUAUUUAAGAUUU
This is a messenger RNA of Carassius gibelio (silver crucian carp), 3229 nucleotides long. Its product is annotated as transmembrane protein 150A. Lineage: Eukaryota; Metazoa; Chordata; Actinopteri; Cypriniformes; Cyprinidae. Gene Ontology annotation, biological process: protein localization to plasma membrane. The coding region runs from base 673 to 1422 and encodes 249 amino acids. The record is from RefSeq and is a predicted model, not a curated record. The transcript has 7 exons.